Messenger RNA from Naegleria lovaniensis, 705 nucleotides. RefSeq lists its product as uncharacterized. NCBI's taxonomy places the organism in Eukaryota, Heterolobosea, Eutetramitea, Acrasida, Naegleriidae. The record is from RefSeq and is a predicted model, not a curated record. The transcript has a single exon. Bases 1 to 705 code for a protein of 234 amino acids.
AUGCCCAAUUUAUAUCAUGUAUUAACUGGCGUCUCGAGAACAGCAGAAAUUCCAACCAUUUCCACUCAUCACAGAAAGCAACUCCGAGCAAAAUCAUCCAUACUUUCUGGAAAGAAUACUGUUUUCACAAAGAGUAAUUCGUUCAUGUUUUUGGAGCGGCCACAGAAUAAUCAAGAUGAUAGUGAUGAAUAUGAUUCCGAUAACGAAAUUAUCUUGGUACAUAGCCCCAAUACAUUGACCACAAAUAUUGAAAGAGUUGCAGCUGAAGAAAAUACACGGAAAAAACAAGUCAUGUUUGAUCCUGUAACUUCAUCGGGUGGAAUGGGAGGCUCGCAACCAUCAUCAUCUACGGAGGGAAUGGGUACAACAAUGGUGAAGAAAGACAGACCACUCCAACGAAAACCCAUUCAAGAUGUUUCUCCGCAACUGUUACGAGCAAUGAAUUCAAAAGAAGUACCUUCCAAUUGUGUACUACCAAUAAUUACUGAGCCCAAGACGAAACGAAAAUAUGAAAUGAUUAACACCAAAUGGCCGGAUACGGGUAUACCAAUGGUGUCUGUAUCGCCUUCAGUGACUACCAUGUUUUCCGACUCUCGCAAUCAACAAUACACUGCCGAAAGUAAGAGAAAGAAAAAGAAAGAAACGCCACCAGAUAUUUAUCAACCUCAAAAGAAGAGUUUUUGGCAAUCAUUAUUUUCUCUAUAA